Molecule: messenger RNA, 2807 nt
Organism: Aspergillus novofumigatus IBT 16806
Lineage: Eukaryota; Fungi; Ascomycota; Eurotiomycetes; Eurotiales; Aspergillaceae
Product: secretory pathway Sec39 family protein
Exons: 4
Coding region: 48-2807 (919 amino acids)
Biological process (GO): retrograde vesicle-mediated transport, Golgi to endoplasmic reticulum
Source: RefSeq, a predicted model, not a curated record
CGACAAGAUUGUGACAUGAGAGGACAUUUUAUGGAGUCUGACUCGCGAUGGCGAUUUCUGCAACGAUAUCUGGUGCUCAUGCGAUUCUUCUAGCAACGCAGCUCUGUGCCACUGGCCAUGUCGUUCAUCUGCCACUCCUCCACGCCCAAUUCCCCAGCUAUUUACCCUUGGAACGUCUCUUGCGCAUUAUCUUGACCUUUCUUCCAGAGAGCACAGAACCGCAGGCCUAUACAUCUGUGCUUCAAGAACUAGUGUCUGGUUCCACGACCGAGCCUUUUGAAGGUGACGUCGACGUUUCUGCCGUCCAAGACCUUCCCGAGGCUGUUGCGAGGAAACGCGUCCGGAAGCUUCGUCUACUGCCGCUGAGACACCCUGACGACGAGGAUAGCGAGCCUUCCGACCUCUUGACUCAAUUUCUUAUCCAUCGGUCGCAUCGCAUAGAUUCCGAGACCGGUCUUCAGCCACUCAUCCUUGACCUUCUUCUGCCAUUCUACCAACGCUCGUCCACCGUGCGUACAUGGUUGAUUUCUAGCAUCCUACCGCUCCUCCGAUUGAACUAUGAGUAUUACCCGAGUCAAGAUGAGAUGUUCUCCUUGAAUACAUUAGAGUCGAUGGACGAUGCAACCGCGGUCAACGUUCUGCUGUCUAUGACGAGUCCGAGAAAAGACGAGAUGGACAUCGCGAGGAACCUCCGUGGACUGGUGGGUGCGUGGAUAUAUGGCAGCAACCGCGCAAAACGACGCAGGCUCAAUGAGGCCGCAAAUCAGAGUGCGAUAUCCCUUCCGCAGGACAGCCACCGCCCGAAGACGACAACAGGUGCUAUAUGGCAGCAGGUAAAUGAAUGGUUGCUGUCGCAUAGCUUGGUGGAGCAUGAUACUGCAGUCAACGCCUUUGUUCACUGGGAUGGGCCUGGGGACGUGGACCUUGGAGGCUGCGGAGAGGAGAAUCAACAAGCAACACAGGACGAAUUGGCGGAAAUGCGGACUCGUUAUGGCCAGUCAGGCCUUGCCGUUGUGUACGCAAACCCUGAUGCGAGCAGUUCCUCGCUGGAGGGCUCAAUGCAGAUUGUAACAAGGGUGGCCCAGUUACUCAACCUUCAGAACUCUGUGUUUGUUGUGCGCAAGGAUUCCGCGCUUCCUUCGGUGACAUUCGAUGCGGGUGAGAUUCCGUCCACCUCAAGAGUCACAUUGUUACAAAAUGCCUUGCUGCUGAGUUCGAAUCCAUUGACGCUUCCGUCUGCUUCGUCGGUCUCAUUCUUGAGCGCACUACUUCUCUCUUUGCAGGUGCUGCAUGAAUUGGGCGUUACAAUACCCUGCAGGCAAGCUGCAAACCUGUGCCUGCACAGCACUGAGGAUAUGCAACUUGCAGAGCUUCGCAGUACGGUUAGCUCGAUUGCCAAGCAGGCCACUCCUGGUCGUGAUUGGAAGAAGGUUCGUGAACAGCUGCUAUGGCUUCGUGACUGGCAGGCGAAACAGUCUGAACAGACGUUGAAUCGUCCUCCCUGUCACGGACUGUUUUGGAAGGUCUCCCGGAAUACUGUGGAAACAGAGGUGCUGAGAGCCUUGCUGGAAGCGAAAGAAUAUCAACUGGCCGUGGAUAUUUACACCAUGUCCGACCCGGCUCCUCUGGAUGCGAACCAGGUCGAACAAGCGGUUCAAGACGCUAUCUUUGCGGCCUACGACAACGCGAGCAACGGCAAUAGGACACGAGGAGGAAUGAAGAGGGCUUAUGAGAUUCUACAAGCAUUCCAACCACAUUUCCCAACUUCCGUAACCUUGAAACAAAUCCAGGCGCUCAUAGCAGCAACUCACUCACUGUCGUUCUACUCUCUGACCUUGCAGCAUGGCGUCCCCUUUCAGCCGGUCAGCAUCCGAGUCCACCCUGAUCCUCUCUCCUUGAUCGAAAAGGUGCUCGAUCAGAAUCCAAAGAGCUACACAAAACUCGACGAUCUACUUUCCAUUGGACGCAACCUGGUCGAGGCCGGGUUGCCGACCGGUGCGACCGAAGACCACGAAUCGCAUUUCGGUGCCUCUCCUUCUACGUCGCGGGAAGAUGCGGUGGUCACAGCCGAGCGGCGCGUCAUGUCUCUGGCCAUUUCAUCCGCCCUUUCCUCAAACGACUUUGGCACCGCCUACUCUUACAUCCUCACUCGUCUCACACCCCCUUCACUUUUACCUACCGCGUCGCAACUCACAAAUCCGAACGUCAAAGACGACAUCUCCUGGCGCGCUCCGUCCCUGCAAGCCCAAAUCACCCGGCUUUCACAGCGCAUGGAGCUCCUCUCGCUAGCGCUCACUCUCGUCCCAUAUCCCGACCCACUCCCAGAGAUUCUCGGCGCAUGGCGUCGCUGCGACGAGGAGAUGAACGUCCUCCGCGCCCAGGAAAGCGCAGAAGAAGAGAUAUGGGACGCCAAGGGCGACAGCCUCUCGACCCUUCCCGGCGGCUUCGGCCCGACAGACACAGAACAAGACGCCUUUGACACCAAGCAGCAACACGCCCGACGCGUCCGCGCCCAACGGAACCGUUCCCACCUCGGAGACGCACCCAUGGGUCUCUUCGAAGUCGCCCGGGGCGCCGCCCUCGCCCUGCAGAAGAACGCUUUCCCCCUACGCAGCGCUGCCUCGGCAGCCGCCUCACCAGACGAAAUAACACCGUCGGCGCGAGCGCGCGAAGCCCACGAGGAAUCAAGCCCGCAGUCGCAGGAGGGCCGAGUCCGCAAGAGAGACGUGGUCAGUAACAUGGUAACCGGCGGGUUGGCAAGCGGGAUCGGCUGGGUUCUCGGUGCGCAGCCUGCCAACCGAUCGUAA